AUGUACCUCGUGUGUCCCGGUGAAAUGAGUGCAUGUAGGAUUGAGAAACGGUUGCGACGUCUGCAGCAGAGGACGAGACGAAAACUUUUAGAAUUAGAACCUAAUUCGGCAGUUGAGUUUGUAGAAGAACCGUCGCGAUUUCUCUUUGUUGGCAACGGAGGAUUGGAGUGCGGAGUUGAUCACACGACUUUGCAGCGUUUCUUUUCAGAGUACGGGAUGGUAAGAAAGAUUGUAAUGGAACUUCACCGGCCUUACGCGUUUGUAGAAAUGAACGACAUAGUGGAAAAAGCUACAUUCAAAAUAAUGGACGGAAAAAGUUUAGAACCGCUAAUGACGUCACCACCAGCUGCCAUUCAUCUGUCAUACGUCACUCACUUGCCUGAAAAAAUUGACUCUACAAGUAAAGUCGUGCCAAACACCUGUACUUUACCUCCAGGUCUACAUUUCAUACUAGACUUUGUGAAUGAUGAUGAAGAAGCAACCCUAUUAGCUGCUGUUGCCAGCACUUCUGAUGAACAGUCCAACCACUCAACCAAAGAUGUAUCCGGUAGCUUACUGAAACACAGAAGGGUUAGACAUUAUGGUUACGAGUUUAUUUACGGAUCUAACGACAUCGACUUGAGCAAGCGUCUGGAGAGUAAAAUACCAUCUGUGUGCGACUUUCUGAUAGAAAGGAUGAUAAUGCGAGGAUGUGUGACCCGCAAGCCCGAUCAACUGACUGUGAAUGAGUACGAGUCUGGGCAAGGAAUUCCUCCUCACAUUGACACUCACUCGGCCUUCGAAGAUGGGAUAGUGUCAUUGAGUUUAGGCUCACAGGCUGUAAUGGAGUUUAGUCACCCAAUCCACCCUAAAUGCACAAUAUUGCUCUCUCGACGCAGUCUACUUGUCAUGACUAGAGAAUGUCGUUACGAAUGGACCCACGGCAUCCCGUCUAGAAAAAGCGAUGUAGUCGAUGCAUCGGUCUUUACGAUGUACGGCAUCAAGCACGAGGAACCGGUUAUACAACAAAGAGGCAAACGUGUGUCUUUAACCUUCAGAACUGUUCGAGGAAAGCCAUGCUGUUGUGAUUUUCCAGCGUUUUGCGACAGAACAAGCUACAGACAGCAGAAGCAGCCGACUGAGACAGCAUUGUUUAGUGAUGUUGAAUCAACACAUUUGUGUUUGACAUAAUGUAGGGUAUCAAACCAGUGAAAGAUCAA
Molecule: messenger RNA, 1199 nt
Organism: Corticium candelabrum
Lineage: Eukaryota; Metazoa; Porifera; Homoscleromorpha; Homosclerophorida; Plakinidae
Product: alkylated DNA repair protein alkB homolog 8-like
Exons: 5
Coding region: 1-1170 (389 amino acids)
Biological process (GO): demethylation
Molecular function (GO): oxidoreductase activity; demethylase activity; nucleic acid binding
Source: RefSeq, a predicted model, not a curated record